Tripterygium wilfordii is the source of this 1418-nucleotide messenger RNA. Its product is annotated as protein DCL homolog, chloroplastic-like. Gene Ontology annotation, cellular component: chloroplast. The transcript is spliced from 4 exons. The record is from RefSeq and is a predicted model, not a curated record. Bases 92 to 733 code for a protein of 213 amino acids. Gene Ontology annotation, biological process: chloroplast rRNA processing; chloroplast organization. NCBI's taxonomy places the organism in Eukaryota, Viridiplantae, Streptophyta, Magnoliopsida, Celastrales, Celastraceae.
GGGAAAACCCUCUGAAAAUACAGAAGCAGAAAACAUAUGUGAGAAGUGAAACCAGAGAAUCAAAUACGGGGAAUAGGCGAAUAGCAUAAAUAUGUUUUCCAUAUCUAAUUCAGCACCCACAUGCCUUUACAGUCAUACAAAUCCUGUCUCACCGAGCGCGUCUCCUUUGAUUUUAUCUUUUCAAUUUCAUUGGAGAACGUCGCUUCAUUCACGUCCAUGUGCUUUGAGGACAGGAUCGGAAGGGUCGGAUGUGCUGAGGAAACCCGUGUCCCGGCCACCGGUGAAGGAGAGUGAGAUUCCGGAAGAAGAAGAAGAGGACGAUUUGGGAAGCAAGGAUGAGGAAAUACAAGAAGAUGACGAAUUGGUUGAUUGGGAAGACCAGAUUUUGGCGGAUACUGUUCCUCUUGUUGGUUUUGUGAGGAUGAUUCUACACUCUGGCAAAUAUCGAAGUGGAGAUAGGUUGAGUCCUGAGCAUGAGAGUACCAUUAUCAAUAGGCUGCUUUGCAAUCAUCCUGAGUAUGAAAAGAAGAUCGGUUGUGGAAUUGAUUAUAUUACAGUUGGGUAUCAUCCAAAUUUCGAAAGCUCAAAAUGUCUGUUCAUAGUUCGAAAAGAUGGAGAAUUGGUUGACUUCUCAUAUUGGAAAUGUAUAAAGGGCUUAAUUAGGAAAAACUAUCCACUGUAUGCAGACAGCUUCAUUCUAAGACAUUUUCGAUCGCGUAGGAAUGAUAGAUGAAGGUGAUACUUUUGACUUGUACUUACCUUGUGCCUUUAUAUGCUGAGAAGUACUUUUUUAUUUUCCAAAAUAUGGGUUUGUACUUUGUAAUUGCUGAGAACUAUUGCAAAGUUUGAAAUCAAUUGAAAAUUUCUGUGGAAAGCCGGAGCAAGGUUCAACAACUGCAGGUCUAAAGCAGUGAAAUGCUGCAAAAUGACGGCUGCCCUUUCUGGAUAACCAGACAGGACUGAGAGUUGCCAGUGACUUUUCUCUCUCACUGUUGGGUAAUCUCUCUCUUUUCUUUUUUUUUAGUUUCUCUAGAAUUCUAUUGAUUCAUGCUCAAUGUAAGUUCGUAGUAGUGUUAACGUAAGCUUGAAUCAUGCCUAAAUCAUUCGCAUUGCCUGCUAGCAUGCACUUGCAUCGUCACAGCCAUACGUGCAUGCUUGUUAAUGGUUAAAUUAUGUGCCAUUAUGUACAACAUACUUGUAAACAAUGUUACCCCCAGCUCCAUAUGUUAUUUUCAAUUUUGUUAGGGAGAGAAGUUCAGAUUGUUAUGAGUUUUGGUUUUUAGUUUUAUCCGUCAGUUUAUUUCCCUUCCAAUUUUUAAUGAACAUCUUGUUCCUUUAUGUAUUAGAACACAAGUCAUUUUCCGUGAUUUGGUGCGUGUUAUAAACCAAUAAACUAUCCGCAUGAAUAUGAUCUAUAA